Messenger RNA from Penaeus chinensis, 1374 nucleotides. Its product is annotated as probable peptidyl-tRNA hydrolase 2. Gene Ontology annotation, cellular component: cytosol; mitochondrion. The record is from RefSeq and is a predicted model, not a curated record. Lineage: Eukaryota; Metazoa; Arthropoda; Malacostraca; Decapoda; Penaeidae. The transcript has 5 exons. Bases 37 to 753 code for a protein of 238 amino acids. Gene Ontology annotation, molecular function: protein binding; peptidyl-tRNA hydrolase activity.
AGUAAUAAGAGGUUGUUUACACUGGCCUGAGAAGGCAUGAGUGAACGUGGUGUAACGGUGGAAAAAGUUGACCAAAACAUGAGUGAAGGGGAAAAUGGAGAGAUUACCAAUAAAGAGAAGAAUACACAAUUGCAGAAGAGUAAUUCUUCCUCGGAAGAAGUUAAAACUACAGCUGACCCGGUCCUGUUAGAGCACCUUGUGACAAUUGGCAUGGAUAAACGGUUGGCAAGCAAGGCUUUGGUGUGCACUAAAAAUAAAAGUGUGGAUGCAGCCCUGUCAUGGAUAGCUGAGCUUGGGGCAGAGGAAAUGGAAGCCCUGUGUGGCAGCAGUGAACAUGGUUCUAAUGACAGUGAGGACUGGGAGGAUUGUGAAGAAGAAGAGGAGGAGGAUGACAUAUACUACAAGAUGGUAUUUGUCGUUAAUAUGGAGCUCGGCAUGGGUGUUGGGAAGGUAGCUGCUCAAGUUGGACAUGCAGCUUUGGGAUUGUAUAGGUUACUGAAAGAAGAUAAAGAAAAGUAUGAAGCAAGUACUGAAGAAUGGGAAGAAUUUGGAGAGAGGAAGAUUACUGUGAAAGGCAAAAAUUCCCAGGAACUCAUUGAAUUGCAAAAGAAGGCAGAGUCUCUUCAUCUUCCAACAUAUUUGGUGCAGGAUGCUGGCAUGACUCAAAUACCUGCUGGAUCUACUACUGUUUUGGCCAUAUUUGGUGAUGAAGAGGCCGUAAAUGAAGUGACAGGAAAAUUAAAAUUGUUGUGAUAGAAGAAAAUACUCUUGUUUUUUCCCUUGUUUAAGGUUGAUAUAAUACAGUAUUAAUAAGAAUAAGAGAACUGGAGAGUGUGAACUUAGAGUAGCACUUAUUUGUUUUCUUUCUUUCUUUUUUAUCACUGAACAGGGUUUUAUUAUUAUUUAUAAGUCAAAGUAAUAUACAUCUAUAUAAAUAACAAGUGAUAUAGUCAAUAUAACAGUAGCAACUCAAACUUAUUGAAAUAUGACAACCUAUCACAUGAAAUAUGACAACCUAUCACAUGUUCAGUAUUUAGAAAAAUGUUUGACAAGGAUUUUUUAAAUUGACAGAGAAUCAAAAGAAUUACUUUUAAUCCACUAAGAAAUUUAUGUUUCUGGUGCUAAAUGUGGCUAUCUCUCCCUAAGCAAAUAUCUUUGUGGAUUACAAAUUUUAUAACUAUUUUUUUAUCAGGCUCCCAUAUGAUAAAAAAUGUGACAAAUUUUGUAUUAAGUAUAAUGCAGAAAAUAACUAUACAUUGGCAAUAAAUUAAUUUUUUUCUAUUCCGGUGGCACUGGAAAACUAAUGAGCAAGACAGGUCUUUAUGCUUUUUUAGCUGUGAUGUAGAUCCAGGUAUAAAUGAACAGAGAAAUACA